Messenger RNA from Punica granatum (pomegranate), 2027 nucleotides. Lineage: Eukaryota; Viridiplantae; Streptophyta; Magnoliopsida; Myrtales; Lythraceae. The record is from RefSeq and is a predicted model, not a curated record.
AGAGAAGGAAGGGAAGGAGAGGGGAAGGGAACCCUCCUCCUUCCUCCUUUGACCCACACCGCAUCUCUAUCCCACAUUUCACACGCACCCACUCAAAUUCUUGACCAGGCAUUUCUCCCUCCGUCCAUUUGCAUUUCCCUCGUCCUCCACCUCUGCGCAUAUAUCCCCCAUCUGAAACUUCCACCGGCAACAACCAUACACGCACAUAUAUAUAUAUAUAUAUACACACACAGUCUCUCCAAUUGCUUGACCCAGCUCGAGCUUAAGCACCGUCACCAACAACAAUAAUAAGAACUAUAUCAGUAUUCCCUCUUCUUCUUCGUCCUUUUUCUUGGAAUCCAAAUCCCAGUGCUGAGAAGUUCGGUUUUUUUUUUUUUUUUUUGGUCGAGGGCUCUUGGUUCAGCUUUUGUAUUGGGUUUUUCCAUCUGGGUCGGUGGGGUUUUGGGCGUUCCAGCCGGGAUGGGUUUAGCUUCGAUUGUUCUUGAGAUCUUGAAGGGGCCCAGCUUUGGAGCGGUGGUGUCGGAACUCGUGGUUCUGAUGGUUCCUAUCUGGGUUGCGCUGUUUCUUGGAGUUCUGACCGGGUGGGUAUGGAGGCCUCAGUGGGCGAAUCUUGCUGGAGCGGUCUCUGGUGGCUCGAAAGAUUCGUCCCCUUCUUCAAAUUCAGGAGAGGAAUCUGAUUCUGCUACUAAAGGUUCUGGUCAAACCUUGAGUCAAAUGAGAUUGGUCUCCUCUGAAGGAGCUACGGAUAGAAAAAUCUUCUCUGAACCUUCCGCAGCUGUUUCCAACUGCAGUAUGGUGAAGGCUGAAACUGAAAAAACUGGUCUAGUUAACUCAGAUGAUUUGGAGCAUUUAUGCCGGCUUGUGGAGGUGAAAGAUGGAGGGCCUGCUUGGAUUCAGAUGAUGGACCGCUCGACAGCCACUAUGAGCUACCAAGCUUGGCGUAGAGAUCCCGAGACUGGGCCUCCGCAAUACAGGAGCAGGACUGUUUUUGAGGAUGCGAGUCCUGAACUCGUGAGGGAUUUCUUCUGGGAUGAUGACUUUCGGUUGAAGUGGGACAACAUGCUCCUUUCAGCUUCCACUUUGGAGGAGUGCCCGACCACUGGAACUAUGGUGGUGCAGUGGGUUCGUAAGUUCCCAUUCUUCUGUAGUGAUAGGGAAUACAUAAUUGGGCGUCGGAUUUGGGAAUCAGGACGAGCAUAUUAUUGCGUGACAAAGGGAGUGCCCUGCUCCACUGUGCCAAGGCGCAAUAAACCAAGACGCGUAGAUCUAUACUAUUCAAGCUGGUGUAUCCGAGCAGUUGAAUCAAAGAGAGGAGAUGGGCAACUGACCUCCUGUGAAGUACUGCUGUUCCAUCACGAAGACAUGGGCAUCCCAUGGGAAAUCGCCAAGCUCGGGGUCCGCCAAGGAAUGUGGGGGGCUGUCAAGAAGAUAGAGCCGGGGCUACGCUCAUACCAGAAGGAGAGAGCCUCCAGGGAAGCUGCAAUCUCCCGCUGCGCUUUUAUGGCACAGAUCAACACCAAAGUCAGUGCAGACUAUCUCAGUUCCUUGGACAACACUUCCAGCAGUAGUAGUGAGUUGUCUGAAAUUGCUAAUAAAGACCGCGAUUCCUCCUCGGAGAAGAACCAGCUGGGGAAGAAUGUAUCGAAGCUCAUAGUUUUUGGGGGAGCGAUUGUUCUUGCCUGCACUCUUGAUCGAGGAUUGUUGUCGAGAGCAGUUAUCUUCGGGGCUGCCCGAAGGUUCGGGCAGAUUGGUAGGAGAUAAUUAGAUUGAGCUUCUUCUCAGGUUUUCUCCAAAAGGCGGCAACCUUUCCACGACGAGGGAAUCCGAAGAUAGAGCUUAAUUGUAGCACCUCUUUCAAAGGAUGGAGGCUGUAUUCAUUUUUGUUUGAUCUUCCCCUUCUGUGAGGGAGCCAUGUACCGGUUUCUUAGUGACUGGAAAGGUCAAUAUAGCACUAAUGUUGUAUCAUGUAUGUAACGUGAACGGUAUAUUCAAAUUCGAUAUCAUAGUUACCGAAGUAUAAGUGAGCA